GCAGUUUCGUGACGAUUCACUAUUAAAAAAAAACCCACCCGCAUGCUAUUCAAAGUCGUGGUGUGGACUUGUGGAUUCCAUUUCACCACAAUUUCCAGUUUUCUAAUUCAAUCUUCUUAGUCCUCUCUCUUUUUUGCUUUAUACUCUCGCCUUGCCUAGGGUUUCUGCCUACUUCUAAGGUUAACAGUUCUUAAGUGAUCAUGGGCAAGGAAAAGAUUCACAUCAGUUUGGUGGUUAUUGGCCAUGUCGACUCUGGCAAGUCUACCACUACUGGUCAUUUGAUCUACAAGCUUGGAGGUAUUGACAAGCGCGUGAUUGAAAGAUUCGAGAAGGAAGCUGCUGAGAUGAAUAAGAGAUCCUUCAAAUAUGCCUGGGUGCUUGACAAGCUGAAAGCAGAGCGUGAGCGUGGUAUUACCAUUGACAUUGCUUUAUGGAAGUUUGAGACUAACAAGUACUACUGCACUGUCAUUGACGCUCCUGGACAUCGUGACUUCAUCAAGAACAUGAUUACUGGAACUUCCCAAGCUGACUGUGCUAUACUUAUCAUUGACUCCACCACUGGAGGUUUUGAGGCGGGUAUUUCCAAGGAUGGUCAAACCCGUGAGCAUGCACUUCUUGCUUUCACCCUUGGUGUGAGGCAAAUGAUUUGCUGCUGCAACAAGAUGGAUGCCACAACCCCCAAAUAUUCGAAAGCUAGGUAUGAUGAAAUUGUGAAAGAGGUCUCUUCGUACCUCAAGAAGGUUGGUUACAACCCAGACAAAAUCCCAUUCGUACCCAUUUCCGGGUUUGAGGGUGACAAUAUGAUAGAGAGGUCUACCAACGUUGACUGGUACAAGGGACCAACACUUCUUGAGGCCCUUGACUUGAUCAACGAGCCAAAGAGGCCAUCAGACAAGCCCCUCCGUCUUCCUCUCCAGGAUGUCUACAAGAUUGGAGGUAUUGGAACUGUGCCUGUGGGACGUGUCGAGACUGGUAUCCUAAAGCCUGGUAUGGUUGUUACCUUCGGUCCUACUGGCCUGACCACUGAAGUUAAGUCAGUUGAGAUGCACCAUGAGUCUCUUCCAGAGGCUCUUCCUGGUGACAAUGUGGGUUUUAAUGUGAAGAAUGUUGCUGUCAAGGAUCUCAAGCGUGGCUACGUGGCUUCAGACUCUAAGAACGACCCUGCUAAGGAAGCAGCAAAUUUCACUGCACAGGUCAUUAUUAUGAACCAUCCUGGACAGAUUGGAAAUGGUUAUGCCCCUGUGCUGGACUGCCACACCUCUCACAUUGCUGUUAAGUUUUCUGAGCUAAUGACCAAGAUUGAUAGACGUUCAGGUAAGGAGCUCGAGAAAGAGCCUAAGUUUUUGAAGAAUGGGGAUGCUGGUAUGGUGAAGAUGAUUCCCACCAAGCCCAUGGUAGUGGAAACUUUUGCCGAGUACUCACCGCUUGGUCGCUUUGCCGUUAGAGACAUGAGGCAGACUGUUGCCGUGGGUGUCAUCAAGAAUGUCGAGAAGAAAGAACCCACUGGUGCUAAGGUCACCAAAGCUGCUCAGAAGAAGAAAUGACCCGUUUUUGUAUUGUUCGCAGUACAUGAGCAUUCCAAAGCUGAUUAUUAUAAAGAUUACGCGAUGUAUGUUAUUAGUAUCUCUGUUGUACGCUUACGUCUUCAUUUGGUGUAUUUUAGUCUAGCCUUGUCCCCGACGUCCAGUGCACAUUCACAGAAUUGGGUGCUUGAUCGUCGGUGGUAAGGUUUUGAACUUGUUUGUGUAUUUUAUUCAUAAAUAUACCGAGUAUACAGUAUGUAUACUCUAUACUACAA
Molecule: messenger RNA, 1798 nt
Organism: Amaranthus tricolor (Joseph's coat)
Lineage: Eukaryota; Viridiplantae; Streptophyta; Magnoliopsida; Caryophyllales; Amaranthaceae
Product: elongation factor 1-alpha-like
Exons: 3
Coding region: 201-1544 (447 amino acids)
Biological process (GO): translation; translational elongation
Molecular function (GO): GTP binding; GTPase activity; translation elongation factor activity
Source: RefSeq, a predicted model, not a curated record